Messenger RNA from Durio zibethinus, 3753 nucleotides. RefSeq names its product extra-large guanine nucleotide-binding protein 1-like. The record is from RefSeq and is a predicted model, not a curated record. Gene Ontology annotation, molecular function: GTPase activity; G-protein beta/gamma-subunit complex binding; guanyl nucleotide binding. Lineage: Eukaryota; Viridiplantae; Streptophyta; Magnoliopsida; Malvales; Malvaceae. Gene Ontology annotation, biological process: G protein-coupled receptor signaling pathway.
CAUGCAGUGAACAUGCUUUUAAUUGUCCUUUGAAAAUCCACACAUUUCAACUUUCAAGCAACAAAGAGCUCUCCGAUUUUCGUCUUUCCUUUACCCCCCGUGUUUCCCAACAGCUUCUUCUCUAGCGUGGUGACGUGGACAAAGAAGGAAUAAAUUUGAGACAAAUAUGUCUUACUCAGUCAUCUCUCCAGUCUCCAUCGUUUACUGGUAAUAGAAGAAGACUCAGCAACACCAUUUCCAUUCUCAUCACUGCUCGGUCUCAACCUUUGUAGAUUUCCCAUCUUUCUUUUUAGUUUUCUUUCUCUUUUAGACCUCAAAGAAGGAAAGAGAACAUAAGAGAGUCUUUUUCAGCAUGGUUUAGGUGAUGAAAGGAAAGAAAUGUGGAUUUAUUUGAUUGUUUGAAUGGGUUAUUAGCAAAUUGUUGUUCUUGUGGCUAAUGGGUUUUAAAGUUUGAUUCUUUUGGUUGUUGGUGGUUAUACUUCGUGAUUUUUUUUUUUUUUUAUGUUGGUUGUUUUGCUCUAUGGGUUUUUGAGGUUUUUUGGUUUGCUUCAUGGGUUGUUGAGAUGAUUGGUUAUUUUUCUCUGGUUUGUGGGAUUUGGUAUUGGUUGUUUAACUUUUGGAAUUCAGACUUAAAAGAAGCGAUGGCCGGCCUUUUAAGAAAAAUUAUUCCUGUUGGGAAAUCAUCUCGUAAAGAUGAUGAUGGUGAUGAUGAUAAUAACAUUGAAUACUCAUUUGCUAUUGAGUACCAUGGUCCUCCAGUCGCUUUUGAUGUCCCCAAGGCAGUUCCGGUGGACGUUGACGAACUCCCAACUGCUGCCACUGUCUCAUCUUCCUUUGUUUUGAAAGAUAUUUCAUUGCCAGUUAUCCAACCAAUUGUAAAGACUAAUCCAGUGAACCAAAAACUGUCCAAAGAUAAAAGAUUUGUUUCUGAACCUGGCUCGGCUAAAAAAUCCAAUGAUCGUCCUGGUGUGUCUAAUGAAUCAUCAAUUCUAGUCGAUGCCUUGGAUUCAUCAGGUCAGAGAAUUGCUGGUGGGUGCACGACGACAUUACGUGAUGGAAUAGGAAGUUCUGGCAUUCUGGAAAUUUCUGAUGUUCAUGGUAGUUUGGGUAAAGCAUCAGGAGGGUUGCCAGACUUAGAGCUAACCGAUGAUCCUGAGGAAGGUUUAGGGUUGCAGAAGUAUAUGGAUCCUCCUGAUUCUGAUACAACAGAGUCAGUUUUAAGCUCACCUGCAAUUUCAUCAUCUGAGGUAUUUUCUCAAAAAGGGGAGGAUGGUAACAAUGAGACUCCUUGCCAUGUCAAAAGACCAUCUGUUGUAACUUUCCGUGAUCCUGAAUCAUGUGACAUGCUUCAGGAAGAGUCCAACUAUUCUGAGACAGAAAGCAUCCAUGCUGCACAACCUAUUGAGGAAGGGGAAAAGGGGUCAUGUUAUAGCUGCUUAAAGGGAAACUGGUUUAUAGAAAAGGAGAUUUGUAUUGUCUGUAAUGCUAAGUAUUGUUAUAAGUGUAUACUGAGAGCAAUGGGGUCGAUGCCAGAGGGAAGAAAAUGUGUUACUUGCAUAGGUAAGAAGAUAAAUGAGUCAAGGCGAGGAAGUCUUGGAAGAUGUUCUCGGCUGCUCAAGCGGCUGCUCAAUGAGGUUGCAGUUCAACAGGCAAUGAGUUCUGAGAAGACGUGCAAGGCAAACCAUCUACCAUCUGAGCUGGUUCUUGUGAAUGGAGAGCCACUGAGUCAAGAUGAGUUGCAUGUUUUGCAGACCUGCCAAAACCCACCAAACAAGCUAAAUCCAGGAUACUAUUGGUAUGAUAAAACAUCUGGAUUUUGGGGAAAGGAAGCACAUGGGCCUUGCCAAAUUAUUACUGCCCAGCUAAAUGUUGGAGGUAACAUCAAGGCUAAUGCUAGCAAUGGAAAGGCAAAAAUAGUCAUAAACAAUAGAGAGAUUACUAAAAAAGAGCUAUGGAUGCUGCAGUUGGCAGGAGUUCAUUGUGAAGGAAAACCUAGCUUUUGGCUAAGUGCAGAUGGAUCCUACCAGGAAGAGGGUCAGAAGCAUGUGAAGGGGCCUAUAUGGGACAGGAUCGGAAUUAAGCUUUUUUGUGCUCUGUUGUCUUUGCCGGUUCCCCCUGAUACUGUGAAUCCAGCUGGAGAAGAUGUCAGCCAGAGAACCCUAGAGCAGCAAGCAAUUCAUAAGCUUCUUCUAGUUGGCUAUCAAAAAUCUGGCACAACUACAAUAUAUAAGCAGGCCAGGAUUCUGUAUAAUAUUUCUUUCUCUGAAAAUGAGCGCCAAAAUAUGAAAGUGAUGAUCCAAAGCAAUUUUUAUGGCUAUCUUGCUAUAUUGCUCGAGGGGCGAGAACGGUUUGAAGAAGAAAUCUUACUAGAGAGUAGAAAAAGGGAAAUUGCUGAUGGAUCUGGUUCUUCAGGCAGUGCAAGCCAGAUUGAUGGUAAAACAAAAUAUUCCAUAUCCCCAAGACUGACAGCUUUUUCGGAUUGGCUUGUCCAAGUGAUGGUGUCUGGUAAUUUGGAAGUCAUCUUCCCUGCUGCUACUCGUGAAUAUGCCCCAUUUAUUAGGGAGCUGUGGAAUGAUGCAGCCUUUCAGGCCACAUAUAACCGGAGGCAUGAACUAGAAAUGCUACCUAGAGUUGCUACUUAUUUCCUAGAACGGGCUGUUGAGAUCUCAAUGACAGAUUAUGAGCCCUCUGAAAUGGAUAUCUUGUAUGCUGAGGGAAUUACAUCAUCCAAUGGACUUUCUUGCAUGGAGUUCUCUUUUCCUACUAAAGAACGAGAAAACCCUAUUGAUGGUUAUCAGCAUGAUCCAUCAGCGAGGUACCAACUUAUUAGAUUGCAUCCCAGUAGCCUUGGGGCGAACUGUAAGUGGGUGGAAAUGUUUGAAGACAUCGAUAUUGUCCUGUUUUGCGUCUCCUUGACCGACUAUGAUGAGUUUUCGUUAGACAGUAAUGGAGUUCUCAUAAACAAAAUGGUGGCAAGCAAGCAACUGUUUGAAAGUAUAGUCACCCAUCCAACCUUUGAGCAAAAGGACUUCCUUCUAAUACUCAACAAAGCUGAUCUGCUCGAAGAAAAGAUUGAGCAGGUUCCUCUCACUCGAUGUGAAUGGUUUCAUGACUUCAAUCCAGUUAUGAGCCAUAAUCACCAUAACAACCACUGCAAUAAUAGAAAUAAUCACUCUUCACUACCACAGCGUGCCUUCCAUUAUAUCGCUGUGAAGUUCAAGAGAUUAUUCCAUUGUCUUACUGAUCGUAAGUUGUACGUUUCCAUGGUUACCGGCUUGGAGAAUGAUUCUGUUGAUGAAGCGCUAAGAUACACCAGAGAUAUUCUUAAGUGGGACGACAUUGAAAAUAGCUUCGUUAACAACAACGAGUCGUCUACAGAUAUUGAGGCAAGCUCAACUUCAUGAACCAUAACCCACUUUUUUUUUUCUUUAACAUUAAACAAGGUAAAACCCCACUUGUAAAUAGAUGUAGGAAAAUCAGAUUCAUAGAGCUGAAACAAUGUUGUUUUUUCUGCCACUGCAGAUCCCCUUUUUUUUUUAGUUCCAAAUCAUAGAACUCAAUCAUGACCCAGUGUAUAUAUCUUGUUUUUUGACAAAGAUCCUCAAGUAAAUUUUCUUUAAUCAAUAAUUACUGGAUUCCCUUAAAAUACGUACAGCUUGAAAAUCAGAUAAAAAACAUUGCUUUAAUCACUUUUAAAUCUCCAAUUUUUUUCCUCGAGAAUAAGGUAACAAGAAAUACGAAACCCAUUUGACC